Cebus imitator (Panamanian white-faced capuchin) is the source of this 3720-nucleotide messenger RNA. RefSeq names its product single stranded DNA binding protein 2 (gene SSBP2). Gene Ontology annotation, molecular function: single-stranded DNA binding; protein binding. Gene Ontology annotation, cellular component: nucleus. The record is from RefSeq and is a predicted model, not a curated record. The transcript is spliced from 17 exons. Bases 1 to 1110 code for a protein of 369 amino acids. Gene Ontology annotation, biological process: positive regulation of transcription by RNA polymerase II. NCBI's taxonomy places the organism in Eukaryota, Metazoa, Chordata, Mammalia, Primates, Cebidae.
AUGUACGGCAAAGGCAAGAGUAACAGCAGCGCCGUCCCGUCCGACAGCCAGGCCCGGGAGAAGUUAGCACUCUACGUAUAUGAAUAUCUGCUCCAUGUAGGAGCUCAGAAAUCAGCCCAAACAUUUUUAUCAGAGAUAAGAUGGGAAAAAAACAUCACAUUGGGGGAACCACCAGGAUUCUUACAUUCUUGGUGGUGUGUAUUUUGGGAUCUCUACUGUGCAGCUCCAGAGAGACGUGAAACAUGUGAACACUCAAGUGAAGCAAAAGCCUUCCAUGAUUAUAGUGCUGCAGCAGCUCCCAGUCCAGUGCUAGGAAACAUUCCCCCAGGAGAUGGCAUGCCAGUAGGUCCUGUACCACCAGGGUUCUUUCAGCCUUUUAUGUCACCUCGGUACCCUGGAGGUCCAAGGCCCCCAUUGAGGAUACCUAAUCAGGCACUUGGAGGUGUCCCAGGAAGUCAGCCAUUACUCCCCAGUGGAAUGGAUCCAACUCGACAACAAGGACAUCCAAAUAUGGGUGGGCCAAUGCAGAGAAUGACUCCUCCAAGAGGAAUGGUGCCCCUAGGACCACAGUCUGACCCUUGGUUAUCAUUACAGAACUAUGGAGGUGCAAUGAGACCCCCACUGAAUGCUUUAGGUGGCCCUGGAAUGCCUGGAAUGAACAUGGGUCCAGGUGGUGGUAGACCUUGGCCAAACCCAACAAAUGCCAAUUCAAUACCAUACUCCUCAGCAUCUCCUGGGAAUUAUGUAGGUCCUCCAGGAGGUGGAGGGCCACCAGGAACACCCAUCAUGCCUAGUCCAGCAGAUUCAACGAACUCUGGCGAUAACAUGUAUACUUUAAUGAAUGCAGUACCUCCUGGACCUAACAGACCUAAUUUUCCAAUGGGCCCUGGGUCAGAUGGUCCCAUGGGUGGAUUAGGAGGAAUGGAGUCACAUCACAUGAAUGGCUCUUUAGGCUCGGGAGAUAUGGACAGUAUUUCCAAGAAUUCUCCCAAUAACAUGAGCCUGAGUAAUCAACCGGGCACUCCAAGGGAUGAUGGCGAAAUGGGGGGAAAUUUCUUAAAUCCUUUUCAGAGUGAGAGUUACUCCCCUAGCAUGACAAUGAGCGUGUGAUCCAUUACCAAGUCUCCUCAUGAAAACCGCAGUGAGUCAGCCCUUCACAGAACUACUACAGAAGAAAAUUAUUCAUCACAGUGUACAGUUAAACAAAGGAAUCUCAGUCACACCAAACCAACCUUUUUAUUUCCUGCUCUCUCCCCUAUUUUGUGAAGAAAGCGGGUCCAAACGUGAUUCAAACAACUGUACGGAGUGGCAUAUUAGAAUUGCCCUAAACUGAACUGCAAAUAAUUAUGUGUGUAUGUAUAUGUGUGGGAAAGAGAAUGUACUGUAUAUGUGUAUGUUAUACGGACAUAGACACAUACAUACAUUGACCCACAGGACAUUGUAAAAUAUUAUCACAUGACAUCUUAAGUAGAAAUAAGUAGGGACUUUUAUUCCAUCCUUUUUUUCACGUUUACAUUUUAAUUAUUACAAGUUGCUCCUGCCCCCUCCCUGAACUAUUUUGUGCUGUGUAUAUCACUGCUUUAUAUAAGUUAUUUUUUAAGGUGAACUCAGAUGUUAUGGUUUUGUAAAUGUCUGCAAUCAUGGAUAGGAAUAAAAUCGCUUAUUUGAGAGCUUUCAUUAAAUUGCGUCUGAUGCAAGUUAUCCUGUGAAUCACAAAGUGUACUGUCUCAAAAAAUAGAAGAAAAUGUGUCUUCGUCUUUAUGUUGAAUCAAACAAUUUCUCUGUUACCUUCAGUGGAAAAUAUUUUUUUACAUUUUAUUUCAGAAAAACACUUCAAAUCAGAAAGGUUUAACUGGGGCCCCACACAGUAUAUUUCUGCAAUAACAGCUUUAAAUGGAGUUCUUGAUUUGUUUGUCUUAGAUGAUACAGAAAUCAUUAAAUAGCCCAAAUUACUUAGACCAUAGCAAUAAAGUGACAGAGGUUCUCGUAUUUUUACGACAUCUUUUCUCUUUAACAUGAUGAUGCCCAAAAGUGAUAACAAAACCAUUUGCUUGAAUUUGUCACUUCUCACCAGGAAUACUAGAGGUAAAUUUUUAAUAACAUACUAAUGUUAAAUGGUAUCUGGUUUUUAUUCACAUUUCUCGUGAGCAUAUUCAUGUAGACAUUGCAAGCAAAUACACUGAAUGAGACUUUGAGCACGAGGAGGAGAGAGUUAUUAGCACUCCUGAGGCCUCUGGAGUGCUGCUUUUCUAUCCAGGGAUCUUGCUUGCUACCAGCAGAAUUGACUGGUAUUGGUUCUCACUGGCCAGGGAGCCCUGCUCUGUUCCCAGGAUAUAAGGCUUUUAUUCUGUAGCCAUUGACUUCAGCAGGCUAAAACUACAUUGUGUAACUGACUGUUCAAAAAAGAAUGAGUAAAUGUUUAAAAAAAAAAAAAUCCACUUCCCUUAUUAAAGCACCCUGCUUUAUGGCACUUUCCAGAUCUUUGGGGUUUUGUACUUAAUUAUACCUACAUAGACCAGAAUCACAAUAGAAAGGUAUGAAGACUUUAAUUUCGGACUAUGAAAGAUAACUGGGUUAUCCUUUAUGUUAAAAUUGUGAUACAAAUAACCAUUGGUAAAUACCAACUAUGAAUCCAAACUCCAGAGACUUUGAAAAGCAUUAAUCUCAGGUAAGAGAAAUCUUCUCUUUCCUUUAGGCUUAUGGUCUCUAAAGUGAAAAUUUAGCAGUAUGCAGUCAUGCAGCUCAUAAUGACAUUUUAAUGAACCACAGACUGCAUAUACAACAGUGGUUCUAUAAGAUUAUAAUACCAUAUUUUUACUGUAGCUUUUCUAUGCUUAGAUACACAAAUACCAUUGUAUUACAGUUGCCUUCAGCAUUCCGUACAGUAACAUGCUGGACAGGUUUGUAGCUUGUGAGCAAUAGUUUAUAUUAUAUGGCCUAGGCGUGUAGGAGGCCAUACCAUCUAGGUUUGUGGAAGUACACUCUGCAAUGUUCGUACAAGGGCAAUAUUGCCUGACAAUGCAUUUCUCAGAAUGUAUACUUGUUAUUAAGUAACACGUGACUGUGUUUGCUAGUUCCUGAUGACUUAUUUCUCUCAAAUUCAUAAUGAUUUAGUCCAUGUCAAAAUAAAGAUUUUGCCUGUGCUUAACAGAGAUACUAGGCAGAACUGUUGAGGGGGAAAAAAGCUGAAUUAAAUUGAUGUUGCAGAUUUAAACUAUGAUAAAAUGAGUCUCAGUUAAUCACACACAGCAUUCAGGUGCCUAGGAGUACACACUGGAGAGCAGCCUCAUGCUGUCAAGCUGCAGAAACCUUUCGUGCAAAUUCAGAUGAAAGGUCUUUACCUCAAUCCAAGGCAACCUGCAUGAAAAUGACACUUUGUAUAGACACCUGACUUUACCAAGAAUAAUUUUGACUUUCUUUUUUUAUGACAAUCAUAUAAAAAUUGACAGUCCUGUGAUUAUUAAGCUUGAUCUUACAAUGCUAGAGUUUUCAAACUUUUUGUUGACUCUUCUCCAUUGUUACUAAUGUUGAAAUUAUUUUCUUUGCCUUCUGAGAAGGUAUUAUUUCUUAUCACAAAGAAUGAUGAACCCUCUGUUACCCAUAAAUUAACAGGCAAAAAAAAAAAAGAAUGAUGAACCUGAUUUUACUUGCCCUUAUUUUGGGGAUAAUACUAGAAUAUGAAUUACGUCAUGAUCCCCAUUAUUUCUAACCUAUUUUUAG